AUGACUGAAACUGCAGUUUGCGUUGGAACAUUCACUGCUGUGAAGACACUUUGGGAAGUGAGAAUACACAAGAUAAAUGAAGAAUUACAGAAAGAAAAGGAAUUCAGACAGAGGCUACUACUUGUCUGGGAGGAGAAAGCAGCUUUAGCAAAGCUCAAAGAAAAAGUUAUUAAUGAAGAUGGAAGAGCAAUUUUAAGGAUAGAGGAAGAAGAAUGGAAGACACUACCUUCGUGCUUACUGAAACUAGUGCAUCUCCAGGAAUGGCAGCUUCAUAGAACUGGUUUGCAGAAAAUUCCUCAGUUCAUUGGAAGAUUUCACAAUCUUGUUGUUCUGGAUCUAUCCCGGAACUCAAUUGAAAGUGUACCUAAAGAAAUUGGCCAGCUGACUAGCCUCCAAGAGCUGCUUCUCAGUUACAAUCGAAUAAAGUCUGUUCCUAAGGAAAUAAGUAACUGCAUCAGUCUGGAAAGAUUGGAACUGGCUGUGAACAGGAAUAUCUGUGAUCUUCCUCCUCAGCUUGCUGAUUUAAAGAAGCUUUCACACAUAGAUUUGUGCAUGAAUCAGUUUACUACCUUCCCUUCAGCUCUUCUCAACAUGCCAAAUCUAGAAUGGUUAGAUAUGGGGGGAAAUAAACUCCAAGAGCUUCCUGGUGCAAUUGACAGAAUGGAAAAUCUCCACACUUUAUGGCUACAAAGGAAUGAGAUAAACUCUUUGCCAGAAACUAUUGGUAAUAUGAAAAAUCUUAGUACUCUUGUUCUUAGCAACAACAAACUCAAAGAUAUUCCAGCUUGUAUGAAGGACAUGACAAAUCUGAGAUUUGUCAACUUCAGAGACAACCCACUGGAGUUAGAGGUAACACUCCCUCCAUGUGAGAAUACAGAAGAGGAGGAGCAACAGGAAAUGUUCGGCAUUGAAUUCAUGCACAUGUAUAUCCAGGAGUCACUCAAGAAAACAGGAAAUCUGGAAAGUUGUACUUCUGAUCCUUCUCCUAUCAUAAACGCUAACGAAUCAAGAAUGUAACUAGGCCUUGGUUGUAGUUUCUCGCAUGCCACAAGUGGCCCAGCUACUCAUUCUCUGAAAAUAAUUAAACUCUACUGGUCCAAGUCCUACUGAUCUAAAGAACUCUCUGCCUACAUAAUGUGUCCAGUCACACUUGUGAUGGCAACACAGUGCAAUAAC
Molecule: messenger RNA, 1176 nt
Organism: Cariama cristata (Red-legged seriema)
Lineage: Eukaryota; Metazoa; Chordata; Aves; Cariamiformes; Cariamidae
Gene: LRRC39
Product: leucine rich repeat containing 39
Exons: 9
Coding region: 1-1017 (338 amino acids)
Molecular function (GO): protein binding
Source: RefSeq, a predicted model, not a curated record